This is a messenger RNA of Monascus purpureus, 1281 nucleotides long. Lineage: Eukaryota; Fungi; Ascomycota; Eurotiomycetes; Eurotiales; Aspergillaceae. The record is from the annotation of a GenBank genome assembly.
AUGGCGCGUCAGAAACAGACAAAGCCCUCACAGAGGGUCACCUCCUCUGAACUGGUACAUAUUCCCACAGAAGAAGCAGAUCUUGAUCAGACACAGUUGAAUGGAACUGCAGCAAAUGCAAACAGUGCUUCUGCAUGUGAAUCCUCCCUGGACAGUCCAGGGUUGAUCCAGCUCACUGUCUGUGUCCUCGGGAUAUACGCAUCUUUUCUCUCCUGGGGUAUCCUCCAAGAAGCGAUCACCACGACGUCGUACCCCGUCCGUCCCCCAACGGCAGAAGAACCUGAACCCCCAACAGAGCGAUUCACGUACUCGAUCGUGUUGAAUUCCAUCCAGUCAUGCUUUGCAGCUAUUACGGGUUUCAUAUACCUCUAUUUCUCGACCCCGAGAGGCCAGAAGGUCCCCUCUGUUUUCCCCAAUAAGCAAAUUCUCGUCCCUCUGCUCCUUGUGAGCAUCUCCUCGUCGCUCGCAUCGCCGUUCGGCUACGCCAGUCUCUCGCAUAUCGACUAUUUGACGUUCAUCCUCGCUAAGUCCUGUAAACUACUGCCGGUCAUGUUUCUCCAUCUCACUAUCUUCCGGAAACGAUACCCCCUGUAUAAGUACGCUGUGGUCCUCCUGGUCACCCUGGGCGUGGCGACGUUCACCCUGCAUCACCCAGGAACCAGCAAGAAAGCAGCAGCCAAAUCAACACAAUCCGGGUCAUCUCUCUACGGAAUCUCCCUUCUGUCCGUCAACCUCCUCCUGGACGGUCUCACGAAUACAACGCAGGACCAUAUCUUCGGUUCACCACACCUCUACACACGCUUCACCGGUCCACAGCUGAUGGUGGCCCAGAACCUAAUCUCUACCAUUCUGACGACCGUCUAUCUUCUGCUCAUCCCCCAUCUCUCUUCCAACAGCACUGUCCUCGCGUUCCUACCGCUCCCCAUCACUCCAUCCACGGGGACGGAGCUGUCGUCCGCUGUCUCCUUCAUGGCGCGCCAUCCGGAGGCCUUGAAUAAUGUCCUCGGAUUCGCAGCUUGCGGGGCAGUGGGACAGGUAUUCAUCUUUUACACGCUCUCAAGAUUUUCGUCGCUGCUUCUAGUAACUGUUACCGUGACGAGGAAGAUGCUUACCAUGCUCCUCAGUGUGUUCUGGUUUGGCCAUUCGUUGCAUCCGGGGCAAUGGGUGGGAGUGGCUUUAGUGUUUGGGGGGAUUGGGGCUGAGGCCGUCGUGCAGAAGAGAGAGAAAGAGAAGAAGGCUAAAACCAAAGCUAAUGCCAGGAUUAAGAAAAAAGAGGCAUAG